AAUAUACUGUCUUCUCUACCAACGAGUACAUAAAAAUAUUAAGAAAAACAUUAACAAAAGCCAGAAAUAGUUUGAUAUUAAGCAAUGUAAACUAGUGCUAGCCGGAACAGUAUACUAUAUCCCUCCGGCAACAGGAUGUUGCGGUCACCGCAUUCACUGAUGAUCAAAAUCACAUGUCAUGUUGCUGGUAAUCUUCUUCUUCCUCUUCGUACUCAUCCUCAUCAGCAGUGGCAUCCUGGUAUUGCUGAUACUCCGAAACAAGGUCAUUCAUGUUACUCUCUGCCUCUGUGAAUUCCAUCUCGUCCAUGCCUUCCCCUGUGUACCAAUGCAAGAAAGCCUUUCUUCUGAACAUAGCAGUGAACUGCUCGCUCACCCUUCGGAACAUCUCCUGAAUUGAGGUGGAGUUUCCAAUGAAUGUUGAGGCCAUCUUUAAUCCUGUAGGGGGAAUAUCACAUACAGUGGACUUGACAUUGUUUGGAAUCCAUUCGACGAAGUAUGACGAGUUCUUGUUCUGAACAUUGAUCAUUUGUUCAUCAACCUCCUUUGUGCUCAUCUUUCCCCGGAACAUAGCGGAGGCAGUGAGGUACCUUCCGUGCCUAGGAUCAGCAGCACACAUCAUGUUCUUGGCAUCCCACAUUUGCUGUGUGAGCUCCGGAACACUCAAGGCCCUGUACUGCUGAGAACCGCGAGAGGUGAGAGGAGCAAAUCCUACCAUGAAAAAGUGAAGCCGAGGGAAGGGGAUGAGGUUGACGGCGAGCUUCCUAAGAUCAGAGUUCAGCUGACCAGGGAACCUCAAACAACAUGUGACACCGGACAUGGUUGCCG
Arachis ipaensis is the source of this 825-nucleotide messenger RNA. Lineage: Eukaryota; Viridiplantae; Streptophyta; Magnoliopsida; Fabales; Fabaceae. The record is from RefSeq and is a predicted model, not a curated record.